Molecule: messenger RNA, 626 nt
Organism: Neopelma chrysocephalum (saffron-crested tyrant-manakin)
Lineage: Eukaryota; Metazoa; Chordata; Aves; Passeriformes; Pipridae
Product: BTB/POZ domain-containing protein KCTD9-like
Exons: 4
Coding region: 184-534 (116 amino acids)
Source: RefSeq, a predicted model, not a curated record
GAGAGGGCUGACCUGUCAGGCUCUGUGCUGGAUGGAAGAGCUGCUGCAGCUUGGGAGGGCUGGGCUUGUGUUAACAGAGAGGAGCUGGAACAAACAGAGCGGUGUAAAACAUCGAGUUCUUAAAUAGAUUCUAGAGUUGUUCUGGUUCCCAAAGCUUUUACACUUCCUCCCAGUAAUGAUUUAAUGGGAUUGACUGCCAAAGCAGAAAUUAAAAGUGUCUUCUUGAUUGUCUUUGGUGUUGUUCUUCCGGCUCUCAGUGACUCCUGUCUGUGCCAGUGUGCCAACCUGCCAGGGGUGAAGAUGCUGCGCUCCAACGCAGAGGGAGCGUCCCUGAAAGGCUGCAACUCUGAGGACCCAUCAGGCCUUAAAGCUCAUCUGGAAGGUGCCAACCUGAAAGGAGUGGCCAUGGAGGGCAGUCAGAUGACAGGAAUUAACCUCCGAGUUGCAAAGUCAGCUGGUAAUUUGGGGGAUUGCUGGCUUUUGGCUGACCUCUCCAGCUUCAGAGUACAAUGGAGUUCAGGUUGUGACCUCUAGGAAGCCAAUUUGAGGGGCUCUGAUGUGAAAGGAGCCAUCUCUGAAGAGAUGCUGACCCCCCUGCACAUGUCCCAGAGCGUCAGAUAGGGAAG